Molecule: messenger RNA, 6787 nt
Organism: Anopheles coluzzii
Lineage: Eukaryota; Metazoa; Arthropoda; Insecta; Diptera; Culicidae
Product: homeotic protein female sterile
Exons: 5
Coding region: 1375-4413 (1012 amino acids)
Source: RefSeq, a predicted model, not a curated record
CGUUGCUUGCGUUCGCGUCCACAACACGCUCUCUCUCGCUCUCUAGACUCUUGGCCACUCGACAAUCUCUUCUGUGUUGGCACAAGCUUCUCCCAGUCAGGGCGACCAGGCCCCCAUUCGUUCGCUGUAAGUCGGUUCGAGCGGAACGUGCAACCGGCUGUCCGAUUCGAAAAACACGCACCCCUGAACCGUGUACAUGUGUCCCCGUCCAGCUGGCUCGGCUGUGGUGGAGCAGUGUUUCUAUCUCUCCAUAAGGUGACUAUCAGACGUGUCCGAAGUAGCGGUGCAACUGUUCCAAAUCAGCAUCAUCCCCCAAGUGCAUCCUCGCGGCAUCACCCAAAGCCCUCCAAUUUGCCUCGUGCCAGUGUGCCUUUUCUAGCGUGCGUUUCUGUGUGUGCAGUGUGUGUGUGCAUUGAAAAAGGAGGUGUUUGUGCAACGAAAGGGAAACCACCGAAUCUUAGCAAAAGCGCCCGUGUCUCGAGACGAAGGCUGCAAACUUGAUUCCAGCGUCUGUGAAGGCAGCCACACUCCUUCUUGCGUGCCAGCCAGUGUGUGCCAGGUUUGAUGUGCCCCAAGUCCUCCCCCUGCCCCGAAAGGUGUGUUUGCAAAUUUUCGAUCUCGAGCCUCGAUCCACCCCCCAAUUAUCUGUGUACGUGUGUGUGUUGGGGUAUGUGUAUGUUCGACUAGCGUACGUGUGUUUGUGGUGAUGGUGGUCCAGUGAAAUGAGGGUGCAGCAUAACAUAUAUGUGAAACAGGUCUGCCCGUUCUUCGUACCGUACCCGUACGCCUGGCCGGGCACGGUGGCCUGUUGGUGCCUAUCAAGAUUGUGGCCAUUUGACACGGUGACGGCACGACACGAGUGGAGUCGAUGUAACAACAACAAAAAUAACACCCGGCUGCCUUCUAAUUGAAUUUAAGUUUUCGCGAAGGGUUUUGUGUUAAGUGGGGUAAGCAAAGGCGCAACAACGAAAAAAAAGCAAAAGGGGUAGCAAGUGUUUUGUCACAGGUGCCCGUGUGUUUUAACAUUAAAAAGUUCAAAGGCGAAUCCUAACAAAAGGGUGUCCUAUAUCGGUACCCUGUGCUGUGGUUUUUGUGCUGUGUCUGUGUAAAGGGUAGUUGCUGCCGAUUCGUAGAGUUUGUUCAAGAAUCCUAUGCAGAAGCUGUAGUAUCAUCUAAAUACUCGUAUUCGGAAUUGUUAAUAAAGUGACGGUUGUUCUACAAUGUACUUCAGCAGAACUUUUUGUCACCCAUUUGAACUCUAACGCUAAGAGACAAAUACCGUGAUCCUUAAAAAAUUGAAUUGUUCGUUAAAGUGUGCGAGAAAGCCAAACUAGUAGUCAACAGAGUGGCAGUAAGCGAUCGAUCGUACCAAUCAUGGCAGCUGUAGUGUAUGGAAACAGUCCGCGGCAUAGCAGUCGUCACCAUCAGGGUCAUCUGCUGUCCCAACACUCGCCGUACCACACGCAGUCAUCGAACGCCGGCCAGCAUCACUCACUGCCACCGCCGCCAGGUCACCAUUCCUCUCAUCACACGCUGUCGUCCGUGUCGCCACCGUCGCAGAUCAUCACACCACCCACCUCGUACCUUUCUACCGCCACGACUGCCAUCUCCUCGCAGCAGCAGCAACAGUCAUCCGUGCAGCAGCAAUCGCAACCGGCCUACUAUCACCAUCACCACUCACAGUCGGUAUCGCUGCCGCCGCAGCAUGCGCAAACACUCAGCAGCUACCAUCAGCUGCGCAGCUCGAAAAGAAAGUCAGCGGUCGAGCUGCUGGCAGAAAGCAAACCGUUCUACGUCAAGUCAGAAACCGUGCUCGAUCGUCAGCAGCAGUUGCUGAACAAGCGUUCGAGUGCGGGUGGUGGUAGUGGCAGCGGUGGUGGUAGUGGUGGAAGUAGUGGGGGUGGAGGAGGUGGCUCGCAGCAGAGUAGGAGUGAUGGUGCACAGUGCGGCAGUACGGGCACACUCAGCGGAUCGUACAUGGUAUCGCCCUCAAGAACACUUCCAUCGUCCGCCGUUAGCCAGGCACUGCAACAGCAGGUGCAACAGCAGCAGCAACAGCAACAGCAACGAUCAACCAACCGAAGAAGUGCUUCCUCCGGUUCGGAUCUGCUGCAGACCAAGCUGCGCAAGCUGCUCAACGCGGCCGACAGCAAAGAGACAAUAAUGCCCCCGGCCGGCGACGUGGGCCUGAUCAAUUCCAAAUACGGCCAGCCGCUCGAAACGAGCUACAUCGGCACGGGAAUGGUCGGUGGGGGUGGUGGUGGAGGCAGCCUGGACGAUAUCGGCUACAUUCAGCCGCCGAAAAACUACCAGCAGCAGCUGACCGUCCACCCGGAGCAGCCGAGCGACGUGUCCGUGUUCUUCCCAAGUGCGUUCUUAUCGCCGCAGUCCCUGCCACCGCACCCGGGCGGCGAUGACGAUCUCUAUCUGUACGGCGGGCUGCACGACAGUCUGGUGCUGACCGAUGAUUACCGUGCCAUCAGUCCACCGGCUGAGUACGCCGAGCAGCAGCAACAACAGCAACAACAGCAGCAGCACGGUGGUUCCCCUGAGGGUAAACAUUCGAUGGGAGGCGGCCACAGCCGCUACAACUACCAACGAUCGUACUCGCACUCGCAGGCCGUGGUGCCGGGCUCCGGGCAUCAUCCGACCGACGAGUCGGACUACUCUCCAACGCAAUCGUACAACAUAAACAGCCACAAGUCGCUGCCGGACCUGCACUCGCAGAGCAGCCGCCAUUCGCCACACUCGGAGGCGCUCAGCUGCUGCAGCCGGGGCAAUCGGUCGAACCGUUCCGGCAGCUCCUUCAACCGUGAUUCGGGCGGAUCCUCGGGUCACUACACGCACCACAGCGAACCGUGCUGCAAGCAGCAGCAGCAACAGCAGCAACAGCAACAACAUUCACAGCAGCACCAAUCAAGCCAUCACCAGCUGUCCCAUCUUCCACACUCCCAAAUGAUGAUGCAGCAGCAGCAGCAGCAGCAUCAUUCACAGCAACAGCACUACCAGCAGCAGCACCAUUCGCAGCAGCACACGCUGUCAUCGCAAGGGGACCGGCAAGACUCGAUGAUGAUGCUCGGCGACUAUCGGCGGGACAGUGGCUCCUCGACCCAGCACAGCGGCAACUCGUACUACGCGUACGGCAUUCCUCCACUGCGCUACGACUGCAUCGAGUGUCGGGCGAAGAUCCGAGAGGAGGCUGACUGUCUACUCAACUUCACCACACCGGAGGUGCCGGAAGCGUUCCAGGACGGUUACAGCGAGAAGCAGCAUCAACUCCAACAGCAGCAGCAGCAACAGCAACAGCAUCAACAGCAACAGCAACACCAUCAGCAGCAGCUGUCGAAAAGCCAGCACGCCAAGUACUACGACGAGCGUGGCAGGAAGUACUACAAGAACCCGCCCAUGUCACCGCUAUCGCCCGUGUCCCCACUGUCGCCCCCGGAGCAGGCCCAGCUCGAUCUCAGCCCACCGCUCGGUACGUUCAAGCGGCAGAAGUGUUUGCGCUUCAAGAACCGCAGCGGACGCCAGUCGGCCGUCAGCAAUCCGUCACCGUCGUCCGGUGGCCGGUGCGGGCCGGGCGGUGGUGGACCGGGUUCGAGUGCCAGUGCCGGUGCGGUCGCUGGUGGACCCAUGGUGGACGACGAUCGUCGUCCGAUCUUGCGCUCCAAGAGCGAUAUCAGCGAUCGUUACUGGAACCGUUCGCAGCCCGAGCGAACUACCCUGCUGCCGGUCGCGGCGGCCGAUGUGCGGGACCACCAUCGCGAGCGACGUGCCGAUCGUGAGCGCGAGCGUGAUCGUGAACGGGACCGCGAGCGGGACCGGGAGCAGCAGCUCGAGAAGCAGCAGCGCUCGCGCUCGGACAGCCUCACCCAGCUGGAGCGGUUCUUCGACCGGCUCGGGCUGGACGAGGAAACGUACGAUCGGUACAUCGCGCCGAAGGGAGGUUCGCUGCAGCGCCGAUCCUCCGGCUCGUACCAUCACCACAGCACCGCACACCAUCACAAUUCGGCGUCCUCGGACAUCCAUCGCCUUUCGGACGAUUGCUCUACUGGUGGUGGUGGUGGUACACCGGGUGGUGGUGGCAGUGGCGGUGGCGCUGAUUCCGACGAGUCCAGUGCCGUCUUCUUCUCGGACGUGUCGACCAUCGAUUCGACCAAACUGCCGGACAGUACGGAAACGGCGAACGGGCCGGGAGCGGGUGGAGCUGCGCCCGCUUCGCAGCUGUUGGUCGGUGCCGUUGGAGCCGUCGGACAGCCGGGCGUCGGUGGACAGGCGGAUGGAGGUGUGCCCCUGUUAGGUGGGGCGGGUCCGGCCCCACUCUACCGCACCAGCGAACCGCCGUCGAUCAUCGAGCGUAACGCGCGCAUCAUCAAGUGGCUGUGCAACUGCAAGAAGAUGCAGCUGGCCUAGGGCCGUCGACACCGGAGGCGGACCCCGCCCCGGUGGUCCCCGCCGACCGAGCGCACCGGUUACGGCCGGCGCCGGCAUUGAUGCGGCUGUGAGAGACGCUGAAAGGGAAGCAGGAGGAGGAGGGUUCUCGCGAGAUCCGACCAAGCCAAAGAAAGACGAAGCAUUGGAAAGAGGGGUGUGAGAUGAGUGAGGUGGAGGACAUUUACUUCACACGUACAGCAAGGUGGCCAUCAGUUCACGUGAGUUUGUGUACUUAGUUGAGGCAAAAGCUUGAUCCUUGUCCUCUUCUCGUUCGAAAAUAAGACGAAAAAAACAGGGAAGGACUUCAGAUGUGUAUGCUAGAGAUGGACCGACGAGAUGGUGGAAGACUGCCAAUACGAGGACUCGCUACUAGAAUAAUUGAUGUAGAUGUGUAAACGAGGCUAGCUUGUGACGGCUGCUAACUACUACGACGACGUAAAAAGUCUUUUUUAGCGGUUAAUGUAGAAUGCGUUUGAUAAGUAGAGAACGAGUAGGUCACAGUAGACUUGAUCGAUCGAUCACAUAUACUAACCGGACGGCCUGAUUGAAUACGAAGCGAAGCGACCGUGUUUGUGGACAAUGCAGGGUUUGCAGGGAUGUAAAGCAAGGAAUGAAACGAACAAUAAUUAAGGACUAUACCGAAGGAAAAGGAAAAGGGAAACACUCCGAUUGCAGACGUGAAGCAACAGGGCUGGGAAAAAGUUAAGUACGACAACUACUUACAAUCUCACCAGCUGCCAUGACACUCUAUCGAUGUGUUGCGUGUGUGUAUGUGUGUUGCGUGUUUGUAUCGGUGUUCGUUUGUGUGAAAACAUUGCGGAGGUUUAGACAUUUCGGAUUCAAUCGCAUAAAAUUCAUGGUUCGUGGAGCAAAAACUGGUGGGAUCAAUCAACAACCCGUUUAUGGUAGCUAUGCGUAGUAUCUUAGUACACACGAGACUCACGCACACACACACGAAGGGGAUGGGGAAGCAAGCCUACAGCUUUGUAGGGUUCUUCGGUCGUCAAUUUGUGUCACCACUUACUUAAAUUACGCGACUUUUUCAAUUUUACAAAUACACACGAAACAGCACAUCUAGCAGAGGGAGGAGAUAACAAAUCACUUUAAACAACAAAAAAUCGAUCUCUCUUUCUAUCUCUAGCAAAUAUAGUUACACUUAAAGGGAGAGGAUGUUUUAUAACCAAUCGAGAUCUUUUCUCCCUUACUUCCCCUCCCCGUUCCCUGACAGUGAUGAUCGCCACCCUGUUCAGAUGUAGCUAAACAAGGAAAGGGAAUAUUCUUUUCCUGCCUUCUCUAGCCGUCUCAUGGCGCCUCAUGUACGUUCAACAUCAUGCUAUCCGCCUUAGAACGUUACUUUUCCUCUAAUCUAUUCCAGUAGGAACGCAGUAGGCCGGUUUGUAAUGUAGAGCAUGGUUAGAGGAGAUCCACAUCCAUCAGUAAAAGCUCGCGAAGCUUUCAAAGUUUCGCUUCGAACAGUAGCGGAAAAAGGGAAACGAACCAGGGCAAAUGCAAAACGAAUAAAGUAAAUUAAUGUAGUAACGUACCACACCUUUGAAUCAGGCGUUAGUUUUGCAGUCAGAUUACCCUUCGGGCAGUGCGUUAUUCUGAAUUCUCUCCCCCCUCGAGUGACUCUAGGUGCAAGGAUUCAUACGAAUUGAUUAUAAAGCAAGCGCGAUCGUAUAUAAUAUUUUCUAGUCUAAUGUUAGAUUCUUAAGUCAUGAGGCGAGAUACACCUGUAGUGCUAGAUGAUCGCAUGCUGAAAGGAACAAAACCCAAUUGAAGCAAACACUGUGGAAGGAAAUUGAACUACUUGAACAAAUCCGAAACCGAUUGUAAGGCAACGUGGUGCGGAAUAAGCGAGAACUAAUCAAAAAAAUUGCGAAACAAGAAAGCGAUCAAAUAGAAAAAGUAGUACAAUACGAGCUCGUAUCUUUAGAUGACGGUCACAUAUAGCAAAUCACAUCAAAUAAAUGAGAGGAAAUUUGACUAUCGGGAGCGGUGAACCAAAAUAAUAAAAUCACCCACGAUCAUACAGCGUUCUAACCCAACCCAACUGUACCCCUGUUUCUGAUAUCAAACACACAGCAGAGGAAACACCCAACUACUAGAAGCUAGUGAUUUUAGCGCAAAGAAAGUAUAGCGUAGCGUAUAUUUGUUCCUCCCUUGUUUGGUAUCCGUUUUCUCUUUUCCAUUUGUGGAAGCAAAGCAUUUUUCCAUUCGCCCCCACCCUUUUCAAACGCCAUACCGAAUACCGCUGAAGUGAAUCAAAACGCAUAUACAAUUCAAGCUCGAAUACUGCAAACUAAUCACACGGUUUUUACACCACUACUGUAAUAGAGAGAGAGAGAGAGAG